Sphaerodactylus townsendi is the source of this 816-nucleotide messenger RNA. RefSeq names its product olfactory receptor 11A1-like. Gene Ontology annotation, molecular function: olfactory receptor activity; G protein-coupled receptor activity. The transcript has a single exon. Gene Ontology annotation, cellular component: membrane. The record is from RefSeq and is a predicted model, not a curated record. Lineage: Eukaryota; Metazoa; Chordata; Lepidosauria; Squamata; Sphaerodactylidae. Gene Ontology annotation, biological process: G protein-coupled receptor signaling pathway. The coding region runs from base 1 to 816 and encodes 271 amino acids.
AUGGCUGGCAACAUCCUCAUCAUUGGCCUCAUAAUCUCUGAACCACAGCUCCACACACCCAUGUACCUCUUCUUAGGUAACCUCUCCUGCUUGGAUAGCUUCAUAGUUUGCACCAUCCUGCCAAAGAUGCUUGCUUGCUUCCUGACUGGAAAUGGAAACAUACCACUGUGGGGCUGCAUUGCCCAGUUUUAUAUUUCUGCCUCUUUAGCCACUGCACAAUGUUACCUCUUAGCAAUUAUGUCUUAUGAUAGAUAUUUAGCCAUUUGCAAACCUUUGCACUAUGCCUCUAUUAUGAACACUAAGCUAUGCAUUCGUCUGGCAGUUGGCUCUUGGAUCAAUGGAUUCAUAGGGAUGUCAGUAUUUGUAAUAUUGAUAUCAAGGUUAGUGUUCUGUGGCCCUCAGGAUAUUGAUGAUUUCUUCUGUGAAAUAACCCAAAUAGUGAAACUUUCUUGCAGUGAAACGAAGACCAUAGAGCUUGUGCUCACUAUAUUUGCAUCCAUCAACACCUUUCUACCAUUUACAUUAACUGUGACAUCCUACAUAUUCAUCAUCCAGAACAUCAUGAGAAUCCCAUCCACCAUGGGGAAGAAGAAGGCUUUCUCCACCUGUUCUUCUCACCUCAUCGUUGUUUCCAUGUUCUAUGGGACCUUGAUGCUUGUUUAUGUGGUUCCAAAGACUGAGACGUUGAGAGCAUUAAACAAAAUCUUUGCUGUCUUUUACACUGUGUUGACUCCACUACUCAAUCCUAUGAUAUAUAGCCUGAGAAACCGGGAGAUGAAGGGGGCCCUGAGAAAGUUCCUCAAGAAAUGUGUCUAG